UGCAAAGUAUACCACCUCCGUUGUAUGGAAACUGCACACAGAAUGUGAGAAGGAAAGUUUUGCAUUUUUUAAGUUAUGAAAAGGGAGAAUAAAAGCGACCUCACCUGGGUGUGACGCCUGUUUUUUCAGCCAUGUGUCAGUUAUAAUAAAGAGGGAGUUAACACUCUUUGAAGAGAAGAGGAAGAAUAUCGACUGCCAAAAUUAACGGACAGCGAAGUCAAGACAACUUCAACGCGGAGCCGGGAAACGUACCAUGGAGUCAUAGAACUUUACCUAGCCUACUUGAAAGAAGUCGUGCGUACCGACGGCUCAUGCUCCUAUGUUGUGGAUUAUACAAUUAAAUUAAUUUUAGGGAUAUUUAUUGGGACUGAGGGAAUAUUUACCUUUGAGGGUAUUUUGAAAUAUUUUUAGUGUGAAUUCUCCUCGGAAUGGCAGGAUCUGUUCCCUUACUAUUUUUGAUUUUGACUCUCUGUGGAGGCGGUUUGAGUGCGUCCUUCCCAUCGCGGUACAAUCUCUACGCGGGGCAGAGUCAGUCGCAGACCCAGACGCAGAAUGGGGUGAGGGCAGCGAGUAGACACAGAAACUGGUGUGCGUAUGUUGUGACCCGGACGGUGAGCUGUGUGGUGGAGGAUGGGGUGGAGACGUACGUGAAACCGGACUACCAGCCCUGCACAUGGGGGCAGGUGCAGUGCACCCGCGUGGUCUCGUAUCGAACCUACAUGAGGCCUCGGUACAAGGUAGCUUAUAAGAUGGUGACAGAGAUGGAGUGGAAGUGCUGUCACGGGUACUCCGGUGAUGACUGCAACGAGGGACCAAGUGGGGGGUCUGUCACGGUCAGGCCCCGGCCCAAACCUUCCCGCCCAGGGCAGACUGGCUCCGGCUCAUGGACCGGGCAGAGCGGAGGGGACGGGAGAGGUGACAGUGACAAGAUGAAGCAGCUAGAGGACAAGAUCCAGAGCUUGACCAAAGACCUUCAUGACCUGCAGUCCACACUGCGGGGCAUGAACGAGAAGAUCCAGGAGGAGAUGAGCAAACCGGGCUUCGGUGGCAAGACGCCUGCUGACGCCGCACAGCCGGAGAUGAAGGAGACCAUCCACAGCAUCCAGACCAAGCUGGACCAGCUGGACAACAGGACCCGGGCGCAUGACCAGACCCUCGACAGCAUCAACAACCACUUAGUCAACGGCAAGGGCAGCGGCAACGAGCUGGACGGUGCGGGCGGAGCGCGGUUCAACUCCCUGAAGGAGGAGAUCCUGCAGGAGCUGGAGCGCAGGGUAGCCUUGUCCUGCUCCUCCUGCCAGGCCGGUGUGGAGGACCUGAGGCGGCAGCAGCAGGAGGACCGCGAGAGGAUCCGCGCUCUGGAGAAGCACAUCAACUCCAUGGGCCAGCAGCACCGGCAGAUGCUGGACAGCCUGCGCAAGGAGGUGACGCGCUCGCAAGGCUGCUGCGACCUUGUGACCGACCUGCGGGGGAGGCUCAGCGACGUGGAGAGGAAGCUGAGCUCAGCGUCUGAGGCCUACGACGUCCUUAGUGACCGUCUGGAUAAGGAACUGGCGGGCACUGGAGGCAGCACAAGAUUGACUGAGGAGAAGUUCAACAGUCACCUGCAGGACCUAGAGAGACGGCUGAACAACACGGUACAGAGGGCAGAGGAGAACUGCGGCUACGUGGAGAAUGACGUGAAGGACUACUUCCAGAAGGAACUUGGCGAUGUGCAAAAAGAGUUCCUCGAUCGCUCUGAAGAGCAAGACUACAGGAUUUCAAAUCUUGAAGAGGACGUUAGGCACUUGAGAGACACAACUUUUGACCACAGCAAACGCUUACAUCACCUAGAGAACCUGACAUCCUUCGUGGACAGCAAGAUGACAUCCCUUGUAAGCCUCUGUACAGAGUCCUGUGACCCUAAGAAAGCAAGGGGAGAUGAUGUUGAUGACACUGUGAAGACACUACAAUGGAAAGUCAUCGCCAAUGAGGAAGAGAUCCAGAGAUUUGACACCAGGCUAAAAGACCUCUCUGUUUCGGGUGACUCUCUGAUGGACAGGGUGGUGGACCUCAGCCACGAUGUCCGCAAGAUCAAGGCCCUCACGGGAGAGAACGGCGAACACUUCAACAGGAUCGUCACAGAAAUAGAGAACCUGGGCAGGAACGUGGACGACUGUGACAUCUGCAGCUCCUUGGAGGAUGAGGUGACGUCUCUGAGGAACCACACCAACAAAGCCUUUGAAAGGUGGCAGACAGACAUCAACAACAUGCGCAAAAGAAUAGACAACGAUGAGUCCACCUGCUCGCAGGUGUGCUCGAACCUACAGGAGGAAGUUGGCAAGCUGAAGGAAGAGGUGGAGAAGUGCAGUGGGCAGUGCAAGAUUACCUUGGAAAGGCCCGGUGGACCAGAAGACCUCGACCCACAGAAACCCCUGGAUGGCCACAGUGUCAUUGGUAGCUCGUCCAAUAGUAACCUGAAGUCCAUCCAGGGAGAGCUCUCCGAGGUCAUCCUGACGUUCAGCUCCAUCAACGACACGCUGAAGGGGCUAGAGCACACGGUGCAGAAGCACGACAGCGCCAUCACCGACCUGAGCAACACCAAGGACAAGAUCAUCUCCGAGAUCGACAAGAUCCAGCAGGAGGUGACCGAGCACAUCGAGGAUAGCAAGGGCCGUUUCGACCACGUGGACCGGGAGAUCAUCCGCUUUGGCAGCAACUUUAUGGUGGAGAUGGGUGACUGCAAGCGAUCAGGGGACGGCCUUGAGAAGAGGAUAUCUAAGAUGGAGGCAGUCUGCGGACGGCUGGACUCUUUAUCUGAAGGCCUACAGAAGAUCAAAGACGGUCUGAACAAGCACGUCUCUGGGCUGCGGGAAUGUUUCAAUGGGCUAAAUGAGACUGUCGCUUCCCACAGUGGACUAAUUGACAGCAUCCAGAACACACAGUUAGAAGUCAUUCAUGGGAAGAUCAAGAACCUGAACUCAUCUGUACUGUAUAUCCUCGAUGGGUUCCAGGACUUCUCCAAAAAGGACUUUGUUGGCCCCCCUGGCCCACCAGGACCUCAAGGAGAAAGAGGGGAUCAGGGUCCCCCAGGACCAAUUGGGCCACCAGGCAAAGAAGGUCCACCAGGCAAACCAGGCGUGGAGGGGCCAAGGGGACCCCCAGGCCUCAGAGGCGAACAAGGUCCUGAUGGAUCUGACGCCAAUGUACCUCGCCUAGCCUUCUCGGCAGCUCUCACAUACCCCCAGGUCAAUGCAGGCACCAUCGUUUUCGACAAGGUCUUUGUUAACGAGGGCGAAUUCUACAACCCAAAAACAGGAAUCUUCACUGCACCGUUGGAGGGACGCUACUUUUUCAGCGCCAUCCUAACGGGUCACAAGAAUGAGAAGAUCGAGGCGGUCCUCUCUAAGUCCAACUACGGCAUGGCGCGCGUGGACUCAGCUGGGUACCAGCCGGAGGGCCUGGAGAACAAGCCCAUGGCAGAGACCAAGCCUACACCGGGAUCCUUGGCCGUCUUCAACAUCAUACUCCCCCUGCAGGUGGGAGACACCAUCUGCAUUGACCUGGUCAUGGGCAAGCUGGCCCACUCCGUCGAACCUCUAACCAUAUUCAGUGGGAUGUUGCUGUACGAGGAUAAAUAAGAGUCCUGAGGUGUGACUGACGGAGGCUGAAGGACAAAGUGUCGACAUGACGGAAGACGGCAACGAAAUCCAAAAUGGGGCGGGACAGUAAAAUACAAUGUUUAUCCUCACAACAAAGAAAAGGUAAAUGGUGACAACACUGAAGCAAUGUUUCUGAUCCAUUUCUGCCUUGGAUCCCGUUGUUUAAAGACUCUCACUGCUUAAAGAUAGAAUACAAUUUUUCACUGAACGCAAACCAUGGCUGCGACUCCCUAACCUACCCAUCAUUUGGAUAAAUACUAUCACAGAUGCUACUGCAAGGGGUUUUUUCCCAUCCGUAGACAGAAGUGUUGUGAAUAUUCUGCCCAAGCUGACCUUAAGGUUUCAACAAUGUCUCAUGUACCUCCUUACAAAGUGCCUUCCAGACAAAAAAGAAAACUUAAACAAGGGUUCUGAGGUAACCCGGAGGUUUUUUGUUUGGG
Molecule: messenger RNA, 4081 nt
Organism: Megalops cyprinoides (Indo-Pacific tarpon)
Lineage: Eukaryota; Metazoa; Chordata; Actinopteri; Elopiformes; Megalopidae
Gene: emilin1a
Product: elastin microfibril interfacer 1a
Exons: 8
Coding region: 429-3620 (1063 amino acids)
Molecular function (GO): protein binding
Source: RefSeq, a predicted model, not a curated record